AUGCCGGGUUUGAUUGAGACACGGGAUCAAGAGGAGCAGCAUUUGCUUACAGAGUGCUAUGAAGGGCCCUCGGCGCGUAGCAUGGCGAGGGAGAAGCAGGUGCUGCCGAAGAGCAGGAAGGUGGCGUACUAUGUCGUGGCGCUGGGCAUGUUGAUCCUGGUAGUAGUGUGCCUUCGGCUUUGGGCUUUUCCCGCAGACUUGCAAGCACGGAUGCAGUCGCCACCUGAGCAGAAGUAUGCAAUUCCUCCGGUCCCCAACAAAGUGGGCGAUCACAAUGGCGUCGAGUGGCCUCCGAUGUUCGUGCAUGGAAGCGAGCCAAUGCAUUUCUUCAUCAUAGGCGACUGGGGCGGCCUUGAUGGAUUCAUCGACCCUCCGGUUGGCGGAAAGAUGGUGAUGUACGAGGGCGGCAAUUUGCCUGGGCCACAUGUCUUUGCCCACCGACCGUCUGGCUGCACCGAUGGUCAGAUGUCGCUCUGCUUCAACAGCCAUGGUGCACCCGGCACCUGCAUUCCCAGUUGUGGCUACAACGAAUCUGUAGACCGCGAGCCCCAGUACUUGGUGGCCAAUCAGAUGAAGCGGCGUGCUGCAAAGACCCCUCCAAAGUUCAUUCUCAAUGUCGGGGACAACUUCUACUGGGGUGGCAUCCCCAUCCAAUGCGGAGCCCAGCCGAUGGCAGGAGUGCACUGGACCACGGCCCAUAUGUUUGACACCAUCUUUAGGCAGGUCUACAACAGCCCCGAGCUCAACAACGUCGUGUGGUUUUCGGUGCUGGGGAACCAUGACUAUGGCGGCUGGCUUUUUACCGCAGGCUGGGAUCAGCAGAUUGCCUUUACUUGGCAUGACCAGAGGUGGAGGCUACCAGCACAGUACUGGAAGCAGCACGUUGCAUUUCCGGAACAGGGUUUCACGAUAGACAUCUUGCUGACGGAUUCCAACGUCGAGGAUGCAGUGGACCCGGCAGCAAGACCCACGACGAACAUCUGCGGUUGCCAACAUAACUCUCCUGGGUCCAGCUGCGCAAGCGUCGGUGGGCCGGUCUCCAUGGCAGAUUGUCCAAUGUACUUCGCCAAGCUGUGGCAGGAGCAGAUCGUUUGGGUCGAGAAGCAGCUGAAGGCCUCGCAAGCCACGUGGCAGGUGAUAGUUACCCACUUCCCGUGUGGACAUCAGCCUGCGUGGUACAACAGAUUGCAUGUUGAAUUCGGUCUGGACUUCUUGGUGACGGGGCACACGCACAUUCAGCAUACGAUUCAGCUUGGAGGCUUGCUCUGCGUCAUCUCAGGGGGCGGCGGGGGCAUCUUGUCCGAGUCCGCCUCUCAUGGUGAUGAUAGCAACAGUUACGGUUUCUACGAUGCCACCAUCAACAGGACGCACCUGGUGGUGGAGUCCAUCAAUUUCGCGGGCCGCUCUUUGGGCGUGUGGACGACCACUCCUGCUGCCCCCGUGACUGCCAAGCCUACGACAACAACAACAACAACGCCACCAGCUCGGUUGAAAGCCAAAGCAGCGAAACCCAAGGUUCCGGAGCAACAUGGUCCGGCCAAAGCGCCAGCGACGCCAAAAAAGUGCACAUGGUGCAAAUUGCUGCGAUGA
Messenger RNA from Symbiodinium sp. CCMP2592, 1590 nucleotides. NCBI's taxonomy places the organism in Eukaryota, Dinophyceae, Suessiales, Symbiodiniaceae. The record is from the annotation of a GenBank genome assembly.